AUGAUGGCCAACCAGAAAAAGUCGCACGUCUUCAGGGUGACCGGCCUGUCGAGGGAACUACUCGAUGGCGAUCUCAAGGCCGCAUUACAAGAGGCGCUCGACGACAACUUCGCGGAUGACGAGAGAUCGCAUAUCAAAGCUGAGAUCACAAUCGUGCCUUCAUGCUAUGAAACUGACACGAUGGUGGGGCUGGUGCAAUUUCGCGGCGGGGUGCCUCAGUUCCUCCGUGAGCUGAGAGUUGAUCCACUCGGAGACUGGCAGGUCGAGAUGGGAGAGACCGACAUCAACUUUGACGGCCACUUCUUUGGAUUUACCCAACUCUACGCGCCGAACGAAAAAGGGCCAGUGGCUGCAGAUAUCAUUGCCAUUGCCGGACUGGAUGGACAUGCGUACGGAUCGUGGCAGGGCAGAGGGAAUCUCGGUCGGAUGUGGCUCCGGGACUUCCUGUCGAAGGAUCUUCCGCAGUGUCGCACCAUGAUCUACGGGUACAAUUCCAAGUUGUCGAGCCACGGAGUCGAUACGAUCCUCGAUUACGGGCGGGAGCUGAUGGAGGAGAUCAAGAAGAUCCGGAAAACGAAGGAGCUCCAGCAGAGACCUCUGAUUUUCAUCGCGCACAGCUUUGGAGGCAUUAUCAUGGCUCAUUGCCUGGUGAGGGCCAUUCAGACGAUGGAGGAAGACCACCCGGCGAUCACGUCGCUACAUCGAGCCACGUACGGCAUGAUUCUCUUCGCCAUCCCCCAUAAAGGAUUAGUGAUGGACGAUAUCCAACAGAUGCUAGCAGGCGACAGGAGCCAUCCGCGAGAGCAGUUGCUGCAGCAGAUCUCCAGUAAAUCGGACCUUCUGGUCCACCAGCUAGCGGAUUUCAAAAAUCUGAUCCGGGACCGGAAGGUGGUCAGCUUCUACGAGACGGAGCAGACCAGGCAGUUAAAAUUGGACGCGGAAAGCGGGCGAUGGAAACGCACCGGAGAUUAUAUGACGACGGUGGGCGCAGACUCGGCCCUUCUCCAGCUCCCCGACCAUGUAGAGGACAAGGUGCCGCUGCAUGCAGACCACUCGAGGGUGGUCAAAUUCGACACGCGCAACGCGGCCGGGUAUCGCACGGCGCUCGAGAAACUGCGGCAGUUCUCAACGGACGCGCCCUCGGUGGUGGCGGCUCGGUUUGCGCAGACGCGUCCGAAGCCCCAGCCGUGUUCCACGGUUCCUUUUAAGAAGGACCCGAUGUUUGUGGGCCGCGAGGCUGUCAUCAGCGCCAUCAAGGCAAGUCACACGGCGAUCGGUCAGCGUCAUGAGCGGGUGGCAUUGGUGGGGUUGGCCGGCGUUGGAAAAACCCAGACAGCUAUCGAGUAUUCUUAUCAUAUACGAGAACUAGCCCCGGACAUGUGGGUGUUUUGGAUCCACGCCAGCAAUGCGGCGCGGUUGGAACAGGGCUACCAGCAGAUUGCUGCGGUCGCGGAGAUUCCGGGACGGGAGGAUCCGAAGACGAACAUCCUCCAGCUCGUGUAUCAGUGGUUGUGUGAUCCAGGCAAUGGGCGCUGGCUGAUGGUGCUAGAUAAUGCGGAUGAUGACAGUAUAUUCUUCAGUGGAAAUGAAUCGCAUGAACGAGGGCUACUGGUGAGCUUCCUGCCCCAGGCCACCCAUGGAUCCAUCCUGAUCACAUCGCGAAAUGGUCUAGCGGCACGGAAUCUGGUGGGGAGCGAUGGUCAUGUGAUCAAGGUUCAGCCGAUGAGUGAGGAAGAAUCCCUCGCCUUGUUACGGGCAAGGAUUCCGGCCCCUCAGCCUGGAGAGUCUGGGGAGGACGAGAAGGCACUGGUCCAGGCACUCGAAUACAUUCCGCUGGCCAUCACCCAGGCGGGGUCUUAUAUUGCGAAUCGAUCAUCUCGGGUCACGGUGUCCCGGUACCUUCAGUUGUUUCGUGAGAGCGAGUCGAACCAGACACAUCUUCUGCAGCAUGAGGACGCUAAAGACCUCCGGCGGGACCCCAGUAUUCGGUAUGCGGUGAUUACGACGUGGCAGCUAUCCUUCGAGCAAAUCCGCCAGGAGCGGCCAGCGUCGACGGAUUUACUUGCGUUAAUGAGCAUGUUUGAUCGACAGGGGAUCCCCGAAGGCCUCGUCCGUGCAGAUGGUGAUGGGCUCCAGUUUGAAGAUGCAGUGGCGCCGCUGAUCAGUUACUCUCUUAUUCGGAUUGAACUUGAAACAGGGUCGUUUGAUAUGCACCGACUUGUCCAGUUAUCGGUCCGGACGUGGCUAGCGAUCCACCUCGAGCUGGUACAGUGGCAAGAAGAGUCGCGAGCCAUCAUGGCCGAGAUGUUUCCCACUGGAGAGUAUGAAAACUGGGCUGAAUGCCAAAGGCUGCUUCCGCAUGCGAAAGAGGUGACGAAGCCUAUCUGUGAUACAGAUGAUGAAGAUCGAUUGAAUGCGGCCACCCUCUUAUCUAAUUGUGGAUGGUUUCUAGAUCUUCAAGGAGCUUAUGACGAGGCGGAAGCGAUGCAUCGACGGGCGUUGGAAACAAGAGAGAGGGUGCUUGGACUCGAGCAUCCCCACACGCUCACCAGUGUCAACAACCUUGGCUUAGUGCUUGACAGCCAAGGGAAAUAUGAAGAAACCUUGGCUUAG
This is a messenger RNA of Penicillium verhagenii, 2613 nucleotides long. RefSeq lists its product as uncharacterized. The record is from RefSeq and is a predicted model, not a curated record. Bases 1 to 2613 code for a protein of 870 amino acids. Gene Ontology annotation, molecular function: protein binding. The transcript is spliced from 7 exons. NCBI's taxonomy places the organism in Eukaryota, Fungi, Ascomycota, Eurotiomycetes, Eurotiales, Aspergillaceae.